CGUAAAAGGCAAGCGGAUUCCCUCGCCUCCGCCCAUCUCUCAACUAAUUCACGACAGCAACAUCGACGAAAUCAUUCAAAAUGGCUCGCCGUCCAGCAAGAUGUUACCGCUACUGUAAGAACAAGCCUUACCCAAAGUCCCGUUUCAACCGUGGUGUCCCGGACCCAAAGAUUCGCAUCUUCGAUCUUGGCCGCAAGAAGGCAAACGUUGACGAGUUCCCUCUGUGCAUUCACUUGGUUUCCAACGAGUAUGAGCAGCUGAGCUCUGAGGCCCUUGAGGCUGCCCGUAUUUGCGCCAACAAGUACCUCGUCAAGACCUCCGGAAAGGAGUCUUUCCAUCUCCGCGUCCGCGCCCACCCCUUCCACGUUGUCCGCAUCAACAAGAUGUUGUCAUGUGCAGGUGCCGAUAGACUGCAGACUGGUAUGCGUGGUGCUUGGGGAAAGCCCAACGGAAGUGUUGCUCGCGUCAACAUUGGUCAGAUCAUCCUGAGUGUCCGCACUCGUGAUUCUAACCGUGCCGUCGCUCUCGAGGCUCUCCGCCGCUCCCAGUACAAGUUCCCCGGUCGCCAAAAGAUCAUCGUCUCCAAGAACUGGGGUUUCACCCCUCUUCGCCGCGAGGAGUACAUGGACAAGAAGACCACCGGAAAGGUCUUCGUCGAUGGUGCAUACGUCCAGUUCCUGAGCACCCACGGAAAGCUCGCAGACAACGUCAAGCGUUUCCCGGCUGCUUUCGCAGAGACUGCUUAGAUUGUUGUUGUUGGGUCAUGACGGGUGGAUAAGAACGGCGCAUAAUUGCUUUCGAUGGUUGCAAUGGAAGGGUUUUUGAGUCAAAGGUGCUCGUUUCAUUGUAACUAUGAAAAUAGCCAUGAUAUCCUUCUGCUGCUCUCCUUGAGUGAUCUGAGUGAUUGAUACAUGUGUUCGCUGUAGACGGCGGCCCGGCUUUCCGGCUCACGGGAGUAAUAAGACCGCCACUGAGAUGUGUCUACUACCAUACCCUUGUUAUUAUGAAUACCUCCUAUCACCCGCAAGCCAAAUAAAUCGUAAGUAAUCAGCGGUGACUCGAGGUUCGUCCAAAUCUUAUAUCAGU
Molecule: messenger RNA, 1086 nt
Organism: Pseudogymnoascus destructans
Lineage: Eukaryota; Fungi; Ascomycota; Leotiomycetes; Thelebolales; Thelebolaceae
Exons: 4
Coding region: 81-746 (221 amino acids)
Biological process (GO): translation; ribosomal large subunit assembly
Cellular component (GO): ribosome; cytosolic large ribosomal subunit
Molecular function (GO): structural constituent of ribosome
Source: RefSeq, a predicted model, not a curated record